AUGCCCUAUAAAGCUGAGGUUGAAAUAAAAUCUCAAAUAUGUCAUGGAGUUUCUCAAUAUGGUCAAUGUUCGACAAAUGGUGCAUGUGGCUGUUUCCAUAUGGCAGGUGCUGUUGAUACUGGCAUUUGUACUUUUCAAUUAGUUGAUUGUUCUGAGCUACGUCCAUGCACAAAUAAUCGUUGUGAUGAACCUGAUCAUAUAUGUGUCCAUCAUCCUCAAUGUCAUCAACUUCCUGUUUGUUAUCCAGUGCCAAGUUACAAUAAAAAACUCUGUCCAUCGAUAUCACUACCACUACGAGCAUCUGGUAUUGAUAUUGCAUCGAAUGCAAAAUGGAUACAAAAUGGUCUAACUGUGGCUGGAGGAAAUGGAAUGGGAAUUGAACUUAAUCAACUCACUAGUCCCUUUGGUUUAUAUAUUAAUGAUAAUCAAACAAUGUAUUUCGCUGAUUUUACUAAUCAUCGUAUUGUGGAAUGGCAAUAUGGUACAACGCGUGGAAAAGUAGUUGCUGGUGGAAAUGGAAAAGGAAGUGGACCUAAUCACCCAUGGAGUAAAAUAUUCAAAGAAACGGACUGCGUAACGCGUUUCUGA
Rotaria sp. Silwood1 is the source of this 588-nucleotide messenger RNA. The record is from the annotation of a GenBank genome assembly. NCBI's taxonomy places the organism in Eukaryota, Metazoa, Rotifera, Eurotatoria, Philodinida, Philodinidae.